AAAAAAAAACGACUGUUAUGUGAAAUGAGAGAUAAAGGCAUUAGAUUUAUAUCGAGCUCUCCCUAUUAAAUAACCAAAGAGGGCUCGCCCAACAUAUUUAGCAGACAAUAUAAGAUAAUGGGCUCUUUGAUGUGAUUUGAUGUAAGUCAUCAGGCAGAGCUACGUCUUCCACUCUUACCUUUGACCUUUGAACUGCAACCGGAAGCUACUACCAUGCGUGCCGUACAUAUUCGUUGAGAUUGUGCAAUCUCAAACUUACGGCUUUCGUGGUGGGACAACAAACCAGGAAUUACUAUUAGAUUUCUGAAGAAGACAAGUCUGAUAUUCUGCGUUUACCAAAGCAACUUGCUUACAUCAGGGAAAGACCUGAGAGCCAUAUAUCCGGGGUGCGGCUCGGAGCUCCCAGAUAGAGCAGUUAGCCCUCAGAACAAGCCGGUCAUCUUCAGAUCAAAUUACAACACACGGUUACGCACCCUACGUCACAAACGCCUUACGUAACUUCCUGCCAGCCAGGACUGCAUGUGAGGCUCACGAUGGCCGUCUUUCACGACGAGGUUGAGAUAGAAGACUUUGAGUACGAUGAGGACGAGGAGAAGUACUACUACCCAUGUCCGUGUGGGGACAGGUUUGAGAUCACUAAGGAGGACCUGAUGAACGGAGAGGACGUGGCUACGUGCCCCAGCUGUUCUCUCAUUGUUAGAGUUAUCUACGACUUGGACGACUUCAUGGAAGGGGAGGAAGAAGUUGUUCUACCACCCAAGAAAGAGCUGGAGAAAGUAUGACAGCGAAGGACUGUAGGACAGUAGUGCAUAAUAGUAUUUUAAUACCAUGUCUUUCCUUUGUUGGUAAAUAUUUAUGUGUGACUGAUUGUUCAGUAGUGACCACCAAUGAUUUGUAUAUGUGGUCAGUGUGACAUAUUGAAACAUUGGAUUGUCAUUAACACCUUUGAAAUACAAAUACAGUACUCCAUUCA
This is a messenger RNA of Branchiostoma floridae (Florida lancelet), 973 nucleotides long. RefSeq names its product DPH3 homolog. The transcript has 2 exons. Bases 534 to 782 code for a protein of 82 amino acids. Gene Ontology annotation, biological process: protein histidyl modification to diphthamide. NCBI's taxonomy places the organism in Eukaryota, Metazoa, Chordata, Leptocardii, Amphioxiformes, Branchiostomatidae. Gene Ontology annotation, molecular function: metal ion binding. The record is from RefSeq and is a predicted model, not a curated record.